GACGGCCUCAGCUGUUCCCAGCUAAGCAGCGCCCCGCGACGCACCGUGGCACUUCAACUUCUGCUAACUUGGAGGGGAUCUGCGGGAGCCUCCAUUCACCCCCACUUCUGGGGUCACUUCCGCAGGCCAAGGUCAGACGGGCUUUGCCGGGUGGCCCCACUGCCUGUUCCUUCCUUAACUGGGGGCUGAUGCCCCAGAAUCCUCAGGAAAAGAGCCAGGCCUACCCCCGCCGCCGCCCUGGGACCCACACAGGUCGUAAGAGCCCCGAGGCCGUCGCAGCUGCAACCAUGUACACCUUCUUGCCUGACAACUUCUCGCCUACCAAGCCCAAACCGUCCAAAGAGCUGAAGCCGCUGCUGGGCUCCGCAGUGCUGGGGCUGCUGCUGGUGUUGGCCGCGGUGGUGGCCUGGUGCUACUACAGCGCCUCUCUACGCAAGGCGGAACGCCUGCGCGCCGAGCUGCUGGACCUCAACCGCGGCGGCUUCUCCAUUCGCAACCAGAAGGGCGAGCAGGUCUUCCGCCUGGCCUUCCGCUCGGGCGCAUUGGACCUCGAUUCCUGCAGCCGCGACGGCGCCCGGCUUGCCUGCUCUCGCACAGCAGAUGGGCGCCCGCUGCACUUCUUCAUCCAGACUGUGCGGCCCAAGGACACGGUCAUGUGCUACCGCGUGCGCUGGGAGGAGGAGGCGCCGGGGCGCGCGGUGGAGCACGCCAUGUUUCUGGGAGACGCGGGGGCGCACUGGUACGGCGGCGCGGAGAUGAAGACCCAGCACUGGCCCAUCCGCCUGGACGGCCAGCAAGAGCCUCAGCCCUUUGUCACCAGCGACGUCUACUCUUCCGACGCCGCAUUUGGAGGCAUCCUCGAGCGCUACUGGCUGUCAUCGCGCGCGGCUGCCAUCAAGGUCAACGACUCAGUGCCCUUCCACCUGGGCUGGAACAGCACGGAGCGCUCUCUGCGGCUGCAGGCACGCUACCACGACACGCCCUACAAGCCGCCCGCCGGCCGCGCUGCUGCGCCCGAGCUCAGCUACCGCGUGUGCGUCGGCUCCGAUGUCACUUCCAUCCACAAGUACAUGGUGCGGCGCUAUUUCAACAAGCCAUCGAGGGUGCCAGCGCCUGAGGCCUUCCGGGACCCUAUCUGGUCCACGUGGGUGCUGUACGGGCGCUCGGUGAACCAGGACAAGGUGCAGCGUUUCGCUCAGCAAAUACGCCAGCACCGCUUCAACAGCAGCCAUCUGGAAAUCGACGACAUGUACACGCCUGCCUAUGGCGACUUCGACUUCGACGAGACCAAGUUUCCCAACGCCAGCGACAUGUUCCGCCGCCUGCGCGACGCUGGCUUUCGCGUCACGCUCUGGGUGCACCCGUUUGUCAACUACAACUCAUCGUGCUUUGGCGAAGGCGUGGAGCGCGAGCUGUUUGUGCGUGAACCCACGGGCCGUCUGCCUGCUCUCGUGCGCUGGUGGAAUGGCAUCGGCGCCGUGCUCGACUUCACGCGCCCGGAGGCCCGCGACUGGUUUCAGGGGCAUCUGCGGCGACUGCGUUCGCGCUACGCCGUGGCCUCCUUCAAGUUCGACGCUGGAGAGGUCAGCUAUUUGCCGCGGGAUUUCAGCACCUACAGGCCGCUGUCCGACCCCAACAUAUGGAGCCGGCGCUACACAGAGAUGGCGCUGCCUUUCUUCUCACUGGCCGAGGUCCGUGUGGGCUACCAGUCACAGAACAUCUCGUGCUUCUUCCGCCUGGUGGACCGCGACUCGGUGUGGGGCUACGAUCUGGGGCUGCGCUCGCUCAUCCCCGCCGUGCUCACUGUCAGCAUGCUCGGCUACCCAUUCAUCCUGCCCGAUAUGGUGGGUGGCAACGCGGUGUCUGAGCGCACAGUGAGCGGCGGCGAUGUGCCCGAGCGCGAGCUCUACGUGCGCUGGCUGGAAGUAGCCGCCUUCAUGCCAGCUAUGCAGUUCUCCAUUCCACCCUGGCGGUACGACGCCGAAGUGGUGGCCAUCGCGCACAAGUUCACUGCACUGAGGGCCUCACUCGUGGCGCCGCUGUUGCUUGAGCUGGCUGGUGAGGUCACUGACACGGGAGACCCCAUCGUGCGCCCCCUCUGGUGGAUCGCGCCCGGCGACGAGACGGCGCACCGCAUCGACUCACAGUUCCUUAUCGGAGACACACUGCUUGUGGCGCCGGUACUGGAGCCAGGCAAGCAGGAGCGGGACGUCUACCUGCCCGCAGGCAAGUGGCGCAGCUAUAAGGCACUCUAUGAAUCAGCUAAACCCUGGCCAAGCCCUCUCUCUAAGACCAAGAUGUGAAUUUUCUGGGAGGAUCUUUGCUCUUGUUCCCCCAGAUAUGGACAAAGUAUCCCUCACCCUGGUUGGCUACAGAGCAAGUAAGUCUUCUUUUGUUGUCCCUCACCAAGAUUUCUGGUCCCUUCACUCUUCCUCAAGUCCAAGGCCAAUGUUGACCUCUCAUCCCCUGGCCACUACCCCAUGUCAGAUCUUAUCAGUUCUAGCCUGGACCAUUGCAGUGGACUCCUAAUCUUUCUACUCUUGAACCCUUCAAUUCAAUUCACAUAGCAGCCAAGGAAAUCUUUCUGAAAUUCGAUCAGGUCAUUUAGGAAAAAAAUUCAAGCUCUGAUGUUCAAGACCUCUAAGAUCUAAAUCCUUCUCUCCCCUCCCCUAAUGGGUGAGGGGGGUCAAAAGGUACAAAUUUUCAGUUAUAAAAUAAAUAAGUCAGGGGGGUGUAAUGUACAGCAUGGUGGCUAUAGUUAAUAAUACUGUAAUGCAUAUUUCAAAGGUAGGAGAGUGGAUCUUGAAUGGGCUCAUUACAAGAAAAUAAUUUUUUUAUAACUGUAUAUUGUGAUGGCUGUUAACUGGACUUACUGUGGUGAUCAUUUAGCAAUAUAUACAAAUAUCGAAUAGGGGAGAUCUAAAUCCACUUCUGCUUCUGUUUUGCUCACACACACAUACUUAUGAGCAUAUUCUGAAAAGCAUUUGAAGAAGUACUCCCUACCUUCUGUUCUGGGAACAGCUGCACAGCCCAUCCCUGCAAGGGGAGGCCUGCCCAGACCCAGCCUUGAAGAAAACCACAGGGGCAACUGGGUGAUUUCCUUUCCUGCCAUUGUCCGACUCAGUGGGACUUCUGCUGACACCCUCCCCUCUCUGGUACACACCCCAGCUCCCAAGGAGCAACAUGGCUUUUAUCUUCAGGCUGGCCAUUUACUUUAUCAUGCCCAAGGAUCUUUCCAGCAGCUUGAGGGGAGGAGAGAAUUUUUUUUCAAUGUACUUUACCAUUUUAAUGGACUAUAGGGGAAAAGAGAGACUGAAUUUUUUUUUAAUUGAGGGGUCAGUGACAUAACAUUAUAUUAGUUUCAGGUAUACAACAUAAAUGAUUCGAUAUUUGUAUAUAUUGCUAAAUGAUCACCACAGCAAGUCCAGUUAACAGCCAUCACCAUACACAGUUACAAAUUUUUUUCUUGUAAUGAGACCCUUCAAGAUCCACUCUCCUACCUUUGAAAUAUGCACUACAGUAUUAUUAACUAUAGUCACCAUGCUGUACAUUACACCCCCAUGACUUAUUCAUUUUAUAACUGAAAAUUUGUACCUUUUGACGCCCCUCACCCAUUAGAGGAAGGGAGAAUUCUUGGCCUUAUGAGACAAG
Molecule: messenger RNA, 3651 nt
Organism: Kogia breviceps (pygmy sperm whale)
Lineage: Eukaryota; Metazoa; Chordata; Mammalia; Artiodactyla; Physeteridae
Source: RefSeq, a predicted model, not a curated record